Cyprinodon variegatus (sheepshead minnow) is the source of this 934-nucleotide messenger RNA. It is a transcript of the gene tmie, whose product is annotated as transmembrane inner ear. The coding region runs from base 242 to 934 and encodes 230 amino acids. The transcript is spliced from 4 exons. NCBI's taxonomy places the organism in Eukaryota, Metazoa, Chordata, Actinopteri, Cyprinodontiformes, Cyprinodontidae. The record is from RefSeq and is a predicted model, not a curated record.
UUGUACUAGAGUAGUUUUCAGCUGGUUACAGAGGUGCUCACUUGUGCUUUUUGGUUCCGCUGGUGUUGUUGUGGGAAGGCAAAAGAAACAGCUGUGGAUGGUCUUCAGCAUCAUACCCAUUAUCAAUCAUCCAGAGGGCCAUUGUGGUCCUGUCCUGUAAACGGCGCCAGUGCAAGCAGGGAGGGAGACAGAGAAAGAAGAAGAGAGAGCCGAAGGAAGAAGGGGGAAGGGGGUAGGGUGGAUGCAGGGAGAACCAGGGAAGAGGAUGGUCGGUGAACUGCCUGGAUGCCCACCUCAGCUCCUCCUGUGGGUCUGGGGGGCUCUGCUGCUGUCUCAGUGUCUGUCGUUGGUGCUCUCCCAGGUCCCGGAUCCUGAGCUUUUACCCACAGAACCCCCAAAGAAGCCGGAUCCUGUCAAUUCAGAGACUGUCGUUUUCUGGGGACUCCGGUUAUGGCAGGUCAUAGGCAUCUUCUCAGUGUUUGUCUUGGCUGUUGUUAUCACCCUGUGCUGCAUUUUCAAAUGCCGGAUUCCAAGGACGAAAAAGGAAAUCGAAGCACGACAUGCACAACGACAGGCUGCCAAAAAAUAUGCCAACACAUUAGAGACAGUGCCACCUCUGAAUGAGCUGACUGAGGUCCCAGGAUCUGCAAAACCAGAAGAAAAGACUGAAGUUCCAUCUGUGUCUGGAAAAGUGGAUGCUGAUAAAGGAGAAAAGAGGAACAAGGAAGGGAAGAAAGACAAAAGUGCCAAAGAAGGGAAAGGAGAUGAAAAGGACGCUUCAACAAAAAAGAAGGGAGAAAAAGGAGAGAAAGAGGAAAAGGGAGCGUCCAAGAAAGAAGGUGGCGAAGGAAAAACAAAGAAGGUUGACAAAGGAGAAAAGAGCGACAGAGGCAAAGGAGGGGCUAAAGCAAGAAAUCCAAAAAAUGAACACUGA